CAACUUUCUUUUAUCCUCGAACACUACUAUCCUCAUUAUAUAAUUACAAACACAUUCACAGCUGAGAAAAAGGCUGCUGCUCAUCUGAAAAAAUGGCGAAGGAGGCGGUGCUGGCCAACGGAAUCUUGCCGGAAAACGAGGAAAAGCCGGCGGUGUUCACCGGAAAAUCAGUCUCAGGAUUUCACUCAAUACUGACAAUGGUGUUGUGGGUGGGCCCAAUUUACUUCAAUGUUUUUACCGUCUUGGCUGCUCUCCUCUUUCUCUCUACUUUCAAUGCCUCCAUAGUACUUGGAUUGCUGCUCAUACUUGCUUUAAUUCCGAUUGAUAAAAAGAGCAAACUGGGACGCAGAUUGGCUAGGUAUCUGUGUAAACAUGUCUGCGGUUAUUUUCCAGUUACUUUACAUGUCGAAGAUAUGAAUGCGUUUGAUCCUAAUCAGGCCUAUGUUUUUGGCUAUGAGCCUCAUUCCGUUUUACCAAUCGGUUCUGUUUCACUUUUUGAUGUAAUGGGUUUGAUGCCUAUUCCAAAAACAAAGGUCCUCGCAAGCACUGCUGUGUUUUACGCUCCAAUUAUGAGGCAUAUAUGGACUUGGUUGGGGAUGAUACCAGCAUCAAGGAAAAACUUUCUUUCCCACCUUUCAUCUGGUGAUAGCUGCAUUGUAGUGCCAGGUGGAGUGCAAGAGAUGUUCUACAUGGAGCAUGGCUCUGAGGUUGCUUUCCUCAAGUCAAGACGGGGAUUUGUUCGCAUAGCUAUGGAGAAGGGAUGUCCUAUAGUGCCAGUUUUUGGCUUUGGUCAGACCGAAGUCUACAAAUGGUGGAGGCCUAAUGGCAAUUUGUUCCUGCAAAUUGGUAGAGCAAUAAGGGCUGCGCCUAUCAUCUUCUGGGGAAUCUGUGGAACUCAUCUACCUUUUCGCAAACCAAUACAUGUGGUGGUUGGUAAACCUAUUAAGUUUGAGAAGAAUCCGCAACCCACUAUGGAAGAGGUUGCUGAAGUACAAAAUCAAUAUAUUGAAGCGAUUCGAGAUCUGUUUGAACGCCAUAAAGCAAGUGUUGGUCAUGCUGAUCUUCAGUUGCGGAUUCUUUGAGAAUGGACAGGCUGUCACCCCUGAUCCUGAUCCACCCCAUAUGAUAAUUCCUUCAUAUUUUAGAACUUGGCUAGUGCCUAUACCUCAUGAAUGUCAUGAAUGAUCCGGCAACUUUAUUGUGUAUUAACUGUUGUCGCCUGUGUUGGCAUAAUAUCCUUAAGAUCUAGUGCGAAAGAGUUCAGCAGUUUUUAAAGAUUUUUUUUUUUUUUUUUUUUGCCAAAGUGAGGUUUCAGCAGUUGCUAACUUUGUUUCUCGAUGA
Messenger RNA from Daucus carota subsp. sativus, 1341 nucleotides. RefSeq names its product diacylglycerol O-acyltransferase 2D. Gene Ontology annotation, molecular function: diacylglycerol O-acyltransferase activity. The transcript has 9 exons. Lineage: Eukaryota; Viridiplantae; Streptophyta; Magnoliopsida; Apiales; Apiaceae. The record is from RefSeq and is a predicted model, not a curated record. Gene Ontology annotation, biological process: triglyceride biosynthetic process. Gene Ontology annotation, cellular component: endoplasmic reticulum membrane. The coding region runs from base 93 to 1082 and encodes 329 amino acids.